Molecule: messenger RNA, 6931 nt
Organism: Columba livia (rock pigeon)
Lineage: Eukaryota; Metazoa; Chordata; Aves; Columbiformes; Columbidae
Gene: MACIR
Product: macrophage immunometabolism regulator
Exons: 2
Coding region: 3984-4607 (207 amino acids)
Biological process (GO): negative regulation of cytokine production involved in inflammatory response; negative regulation of fibroblast migration
Source: RefSeq, a predicted model, not a curated record
GGCCCGCGGGCUCCUACGGCGGGCUUGACCUCCAACAGCGCGGAGGUCCUGGCGCAUAUGUCCCGCCCGCCUCUUCCGCCAGCCGGGUGGCGCUCCCCGCUGGAGGGGCUUCUGCCGGUCUGUGUGCCCUGCGGUCCAAGCCCGCGGCUGCUUCGCCUCCCCAGCAGCAGCCGACGAGCGCAGUGCGCAGGCAGUGAGCAGCGUGUUGAUCGCGGUCCCAGCGCGUCUCCAGCGCAUCAGGGUGCCGGUGGCAGGGCCCGCGUGCGGGAGGACACCCGGGGAGUUGUCGUGCAGGGCCCGAAGCCGGCGGUGGCGUGGCUCAAGUGCGCUUUCCAUGCCAACUGCUACUAACAGUAUAAGCGGUGGAAAAGCCAGAAUUCACCUGUCAGCACCUCAGUCUAUAACUAUUUAUAGCUCUCUUCAUUGUCACCACCAGCAGUCCCCAUACCAUUCUUAAUGCUCUUAGGAAAGUGCUAAACCUGAAUAUGGCCUUACUGUUCAGUUGAUAGUAACAAAGUGCACUAGUGCCCAGCUUUGUGUGGGUAACUUUCUGUUUUCCUGCAAUAAAUCUUGCUUAGUGAACGGUAAGCAGAGGGUCAAAGCUCUGUUUACAUGUUGAUUGUACUGUCCAUGAUACUUAUUUCCCACAUUUGUGCAAUCUAACAUGCAUUAAAGUGUUACUUUACAGAGUAUGAAGCUUGCUAAGCUGCUUUGGUUUAUUGGCAGGCAUGUUUUGCCAGUUCUGCUUCUCCAUAGUAAGAUAUUGGAGGACUGUGUCUGAACAUUUGAGGCACUGUUUUGAGUAUUCUACAGAUAUGCAGAAAAAUAGUCUUAGAUCUUAAUUUCUUCAUAUGUAAGUUAGUUAUCUGCUAUUUUAUGUAGGUGGUUUAGCUGGCAUAAAGAAAAUAGCAACUGAUACGCAUCAGUAGAUUUUUUCUGUGGCCAUAUCUUUGCUUGUUAGUGUGCUCUCUAGAGUGGUGCAGUACGUCACUGUACAUACUUCCAUACAUGCUGGCAUAGCUGCCUGUGGAAACGAGCUGAUGACAGAAGGCUGCAGUUACACAGAUCGUAGUGAGAGUGAUGGAGAGGUCUUGCUGCUGUACCAGUAGCUGGCUGACUUCUGACACGUCUCUUCCUGAAUACAGUAAGAGUCCUUGGACCAUUUUCCAGGAUGGAUGUAGCGAGGACUGGGGAACUGAUGCUUUGUUUUGCCACAAGGAAUAGAAUGAUGCAGUUUUUUUCCUAAUUGUCUCUCUUACUGAAAACUUCUCCUCCCACCGCCUUCAUGCUGUUGGUGUAUUUUGAACCAUAUCCUGUCUUACAUGGUAUGGUUGCUUUAUUCUUUUUUCCCUUGAGGAACAGGGUUUUUUUAAGUAAUGAAAAUGGAGGACAGUGGUGCUCACAGUGACUUUGAAACAGAAAGAAGGCAAUGGCAGUGUGAUUGCUGAAAUUAAGUUCUUGCAUAACAAUACUGACAUAGUAAUGUGGCUUUCUUUAUAAUCUCAUAUUCUUUGACCAGCCUCAUGCUGCCGACUUGGCCACCAGGCUUGCAUAAUCAUGUGCAAAUGCAGUACAUUAUGAUCAAGUCAGAUGAACUGAAUAUUCUGCAUCAGAGUUUUCUGUUCACACUAGUUGUAAGCUGAAUACAAAUUUACUGUACCUGCAUGUGCUGUUGUGCUUUUAUUAAUUUUUAUUCCAUACUUGCAUUACACUUAAAAAUUUGUUUCUAGGUAGCAUUUUAGUAUGGAAAGGACCAUUUGAGAAGAAGGCAGAGAACAAAACUUAAAGAUGUUGUAUACAUAACUCUAGUAAGCUUGAGGAGGUGACCUUUAGCAUUGUGAGUGGUGUAAGUGAAUGAGAAACCUUUCCAACAAGCACGUGAAUAUCUGCUGCAGGUUGUAUCAAGCUAAGACAAAGAACUAGUCUUUAAAGUGCUUUAAUUAAAACAAAACAAACUAAAUUGCAUUGAUUAAACAUAUUUUUCCUGAUAUCAUUGAUUAUGUCUUAAUUUAACCAGUAGCUUUCUUUGAAUAGCUGUUCCUAGUCAAAGGCUGAAUAGAAUGUUGUUUUUUGUUUAGCUUGAUACUUUCAAAAUAAGACCUGCAGAGCUGUAUUUUCAGGUAUGGCAACAUAGGAAACUACCAAACAGGUAUUUCUUAUCUGACAUAAAAGCCACAGAGACCCUUAGCAUGUUGGUUUUUAAAGACAAAAAUCAGCAUUUAUCCAGUGAAAUCUGCAAUACUUUUUUUUUUUUUUUUUCCCCCAAUCUGUCUUUAUUAUUUUAAAAAGGCCAUUUAAUUGUUGUUUGCAAAUCAGGUUUGGGGCCUUUGUUUGUUUGGUUUGGUUUGUUUUUUCCAAGUAAGCUAACCUGAAACUGCAAAGAGGAUAACUCUGAAAGUGAAACUUAAACUUUGGUUGGUGAGAAGAUGAAAAUAAAAAAUACAGUAAAAUAAAAUACAGUUAUAAACAUUUUUUAAACUUACUAACCAACUAAAAAAUAAAAGCUGUUUGUGUUACAGUAUGCAUCAGGAUUUUUACACGUGUUGCACCAUUUUAUCUUCUGAUGAGUGAUGAUAGUACACAGCCAUCUUUAUACUGGCCAGAAGCAUCAGUUUACUGAUGGAAUCGGGGGGAAGUCUUCGCCUGUUAUUUCGUCCAGCAAGGAGGUUGUUUUAAUUAUCUGAAGGUCUCUAAAUAUUUAAGAAAAGUUACCCUCUGUCAAAUACUUCCAUCUAAUAUUACUUGGCGAAGAGAUAUUACAAGUUAAAUGGCUUUCUUUCCCAUUAUUUUCUUUUACAUUCCCUGCUUGAUAAGUCUGCUCAUACACAAUUUAUUAGCCUGGACUGACUCUUGAAAUUGCAUCUGUCUCUUUUCUGUGUAAAUUGUCUGUGGGAUGAGCCUAGUUACUGCAGUUUCCUGUUGUAGUUACUCUAAUUAAUUGGUAACCCUCUUCGUAUUUAAAAGGUAGUUUCCUGGAUCAUCAUUGUUUUCUGUUCAAGGCUGCAUUAAUAAUAAUAAUUUAAAAACUGGUUAAAUAGUUCUUGCUUCUUGCAGUUGGAACAUAUUACUAGAAAUUAAUUUUAUCUUUUGCAAAACAUUUAAUGAUUCCUUGUUCUGUACAAACUCAGUGGUAUUUAUUGUCCAUUGUACUGGAUUGCUGAAGGGCUUAAUACUAUUGACAAGAACCUCACACACAAACAUGUUAUUAUGUAGUUACCUCUUUCACGGAUUGUUUUGUGGACUGUUGUUUUCUAUCACAUCCUAUAGUUAAUGCACUGGCUUUAUGAAUUCAGUAGUAUCAUUUCAUCUGUUUUCUUAAGGCCUGCAUGAUCAUAACAUAUGCUUUAUACAUAAUUUCAUUUCUUGCAUUUAAUUUUGAGGAAAAAAUGUGCGCUAAACUUCGUUCUUCAUCUGAAUGUUGUCUCAUGUGGUACAACUAUUUAAUAUUACUUCCAUUUGCUUUUUCUUUAGUUUAGUUUGGAAUUUCUCCUAAGAACAGCAAGAGUUGGUGAAGAAAACAUACAGUUUAUUGAUACCUUUCGUGAGCUUUUUCUCUGUGAUUCAUUUUGUUUUACCCCAUUCCCAUGUCAAGAGCACGGUGAAGCAACAUUAGCCUAGGUCCCUUCAGCUGAAAAUAACAAGAAUAGCUAAAAACAACCAUUGUCUCUGGCAGCACGUGCAGCAGUAUCAUCAACCUGGAAGAACCUACAGGCUGCAUGCAUCUCAAAGUCUAUGGCCUAGCUUCCCCAACUCUAGAAAAAUAAAUAUGUCAUCUUUGUGGAUAGUCUUACAUAGCUGAAUUUUAGCUCAUUUUUUCCCCUUUCAACUAAAUAUUUCAUUUUUUUUAGUUGCAGAUUGGAAAUACUUGUUUCCAGAAAACUUUUCUCUACAAGUGUGUAAUUCCAUAAGCAUAUUUCAGUGACAGAGAAACAAGAUGGGAUUUCCAAGAGCACAUACCACAUGAGGAUAGCAUUGUGUUUAAAAUGGAAGUUGACAUAAAUGGAGAGUCCAGAACUACCCUAUCCACCCUCCCUGUGCCUGUUGCAGCAGUGACUCCUGCGGGCAGGAUGGAAGCAGAGAAGCCCCGCUGUUCCAGUACCCCCUGCUCACCAAUGCGACAAACUGUUGCGGGAUAUCAGAUCCUUCACAUGGAUUCUAACUACCUGGUUGGCUUCACAACUGGAGAGGAGCUGCUAAAAUUAGCCCGGAAGUGUACAGGAAGUGAAGAGAAUAAAGGAGAAUCUGGGCCAAACUUGCUCUCCAAACAGCUUGAUUCAGGACUCAAACGUUCUUCCCGUUUGUACAAAACUAGAAGUAGGUACUAUCAGCCAUAUGAGAUCCCAGCAGUAAAUGGAAGGAGGAGGAGACGGAUGCCCAGCUCAGGGGAUAAAUGCACUAAGGCUUUACCAUAUGAACCUUACAAGGCACUUCAUGGUCCCCUGCCACUUUGCCUUUUAAAAAGUAAAAGGUCUCAUUCAAAAUCCCUGGACUACCUCAAUUUAGACAAAAUGAGCAUUAAGGAACCUGCUGACACAGAAGUGCUACAAUACCAGCUCCAACACCUUACCAUUAGAGGGGACCUUGUGUUUGCAAGAAAUAACACAUGAUCUUGAAUUUAGAAUCAAUUCCUGAUUCUUUCUCUGCUGCAAAAAUCCACAUUGUCCACAUCGUAGGUGGUUUUAUCAGCUAAAUGUUAUCAGAAAGUAAUUUAUUUGAAUAGAAACUUGGCAAUGCAAUGUGCUACAAAUACUCACGGGGAGAAAUCUUUCCUAAGCAAGCAAAUUCUGAUGCAAAUUUGACUGUGACUGGUGAAUAUUUCUUUGGACACCUUUUAACAAAUUGAGAAAGCUUUUUAUGUUUGAGUUUGAGGUUUUUUGGGGUUUUUGUUUGGUUGGAUGGUUGGUUAUGUUUUUUUGGUACAGUUAGAUCUAGUAUUUAUAGUAAUUUAACACUGAAAGAUUGAUGAUGCCAGCUUGGUUGUUUCUAAUUUUGACUUGAUGUUAGAAACUGAACUUCGAUAAGUAAGUUUAGGAGGUCUUUUGGUUUUAUUUUUGUUCCUGUAUUCUACAGUAAAAUGUAUGUAUUAUUUUUUAAUUAAUGGAGAGGAAAGUGAGCUUGGCUAAACUGGAUGAUGUGCUGUUUAAACAAUCCAGUUGAAACGUUUUCAAACUGCACGUGCACUGAUGAUGAGAGUGAGAUUCACUUGUAAAACAAACCUUUGCUACUUGAAUCCUGUUAAAUUAUUUUCUAGUUUCUGCAUGGGAGUAAUUUCUUUCCUCUGUUCUAUAAAACUUAUUCAAGAGAAAUAUUUGGGUUAUUAAAAAGAAAUAUUUUGGGGAGAGAUUUUUUUUGUUAGUGGAAUUUAUUUUUUACAUUGUCUUGACACACAAACAAGGGUUAAUUUCAGAUUCCAGUAAAUGCACUAGAAUGUCUGCAUUGGUGUGUCAAUGUUUUUGAAUUUAAUUCAUGAUUUCUAUGUCAGGUAUAGUAACAGAAGGUGUCAACUUCAGCAUUGCUUUGGAAAUUCAGUUGAUUUGAAGCACUGCACACUUGAGAUCUGGAAGGGCUUUUUUUUUUUUUUUUUUUUUAAUGCAGUGCAGUGGAAGUAUUUCUGUGUUAGCCUUGAAGAGAUGAUCCUGGAUCAUUCAACAGAGUGAACUGAAUACAGUGGCUAACUUUGUUAUUUUAGAAUUUUUUUUAUCCAAACGCAGUAUGAAAUGCAGUUUUGGCAGCUGCAUUCCUAGCUGUAUUUAAAACAUUUUGUUAACUUAUGCUUAAAAAUGAAAAAUAGUUUUCAGGCUUCAUUUUUUAGGUGCAAUCUUCUACUGAAGCAGUAUGCAGCUUGGUUUUGACUGAUGAACUCUGCAGAAGUUUAAAAUAAGAUCACAUUGUUUUGCAACAUAAAUUAUUAGAUCAGUUUUUCCUGGUAGAAUUAAGAUUUUUUUGUUUGCUUGUUUGUUAUCGUUCAGAAUUAAUAGAAAGCACUAGUUAGUGCAUGCUCUGUGGAAAACGAGGAGUUGUUCUGUCACUUCUCAAUUGUAAAUGAAGGCAGCCCAAUAGUCUUCAUCUUUCUGGUUUGGUUAUUUUUUCUUAGGUUUGUUAGAAUUCUUUGCAGCAGAAUGUGUUUUUAAAAGUUAACUACACCUGUGUAAAUUUAAUGUUUUGAACAAUGAUCUUGAAAGUGAAAUCUUCCUAUAUAAGUCUUUAGUUUGAAAAACAGAAUGUAGUCAGAUGCCAAAGAGAUGGAAAUUUUGUUUAAGGAAUAAACACCACUGUUUGUUGAAAUACCCUAUGAAAUGGUAUUUCUAGCUUAAAAAUUUUAAGGGUGAUAUAAACACCUAUUGUUGUGGAGUCUUCUGCUGUGUGGGAGAAAGAGAGCACUUAAAAAUACAGCUUUUUUCAUUUUAAAAUAACCUUAAAUCAGGGAUCUUGAACUUCUGUGAAAUAGAUGCUUAGGUUUGUUGCUUUGUUUCAGGUAAUGGGCCAUGUGAUUAUUAAUGUUUUGUGCGUGUGUUUAAUGUCAUCCUGUGCUGUAAUUGUACAGCUACACUAAUAGAGGGGUUGAUGGCUAUCCAGCUGAGUUCAAACAUUAAAAAUGUGUUAGUACUUUUAUCUGCUUGAUGAUUUGCUUGUGAAGGUGCUUACAUGGGGUAAUAUUCUUUAUUUAGCUCAUAUGCACUUGCAGCUCUCAUAUCCUCAUUCAGGAGCCCCAUGUUUUGCAAGUUUGGUUUGUAAUGUUCUUUAUCAAAACUCUUAUAUCUAUGAGAAAUUCCUGGUUUUACCUUUAAAAUAAGCAAAGUCUCAGAAAAUUGGAAGCUUUUGAUCUUGUCUUAUUUUUGCUACUAAUGAUGUGUUGCACUAAUCUGUUAAAAUCAAAGAUGAGAUGGUUCCUGUAAUAAAUUAAAAGAAAAAAAAAAGCCUAAAAAGAAAA